Messenger RNA from Gopherus evgoodei (Goodes thornscrub tortoise), 3169 nucleotides. It is a transcript of the gene FBXO11, whose product is annotated as F-box protein 11. The record is from RefSeq and is a predicted model, not a curated record. Lineage: Eukaryota; Metazoa; Chordata; Testudines; Testudinidae. Gene Ontology annotation, biological process: protein ubiquitination; regulation of apoptotic process; ubiquitin-dependent protein catabolic process. Gene Ontology annotation, molecular function: zinc ion binding; protein binding.
CAGGCAGUGUCAAUGGCUCCUCCUGCCACGGAGCAGCUACAGUCUUGAGGAUUGCGGGGCUCCUUUAAGAGAGGGUUUUGGGGGGGCUGGGGAGGGGGGAAGCGGAGCGAACAUCCCCCAUAGCGAGCGCCCGGGAGACCCAGGCGGCCCCUGUUCCUCCAUAGCGAGCCGGGGAGGAGACGGCAGCAGCGGCGGGACCCGCAACUGGAGACACCCCCCACGCCGCCGCCGUGAAGCGGCCACCCCCGGGGCCCCCCUAUCCCCCCCCGAAGAGGCACCGUUUGUCGGAGGAUCAACCCCCCCCUCCCCUUCCGCCACCCACACGAGCCGGCAAAUGAACUCGGUCCGAGCCGCCAACAGGAGACCCAGGCGAGUGUCCAGGCCGCGCCCGGUGCUGCAGCAGCAGGAGAGAAACAACGCAGCCGCCGCCGGGGAACGGGAUGAUGAUGUACCUGCAGAUAUGGUUGCAGAAGAAUCGGGUCCUGGUGCACAAAAUAGUCCAUACCAACUUCGUAGAAAAACUCUUCUACCUAAAAGAACAGCUUGCCCUACAAAGAGCAGUAUGGAGGGUGCCUCCACUUCAGCUACCGAGAACUUUGGUCAUCGAGCUAAACGUGCUAGAGUAUCUGGAAAAUGCCAGGAUUUAUCAGCAGCACCUGCAGAACAAUAUCUUCAGGAGAAACUGCCAGAUGAAGUGGUUCUAAAGAUCUUUUCCUACUUGCUGGAGCAAGAUCUUUGUAGAGCAGCUUGUGUGUGUAAACGCUUCAGUGAGUUGGCUAAUGAUCCAAUUUUGUGGAAACGACUGUAUAUGGAAGUAUUUGAAUAUACACGUCCAAUGAUGCAUCCAGAACCUGGUAAAUUCUAUCAGAUUAAUCCAGAAGAAUAUGAACACUCAAACCCCUGGAAAGAAAGCUUUCAGCAGCUGUACAAAGGAGCACAUGUAAAGCCAGGCUUUGCUGAACACUUCUAUAGUAACCCUGCAAGAUAUAAAGGAAGAGAAAACAUGUUGUACUAUGACACCAUUGAGGAUGCCCUCGGUGGGGUUCAGGAAGCUCAUUUUGAUGGACUUAUCUUUGUUCACUCUGGUAUAUAUACUGACGAAUGGAUAUAUAUCGAAUCUCCAAUCACUAUGAUUGGUGCAGCACCUGGAAAAGUAGCAGAUAAAGUCAUAAUAGAAAACACUAGGGAUUCCACCUUCGUUUUUAUGGAGGGGUCUGAAGAUGCAUACGUUGGGUAUAUGACAAUCAGGUUCAAUCCUGAUGACAAAUCUGCUCAACACCACAAUGCACACCACUGCUUAGAGAUUACCGUGAACUGCAGCCCAAUAAUAGAUCAUUGUAUCAUUCGAAGUACCUGUACAGUGGGCUCUGCAGUAUGUGUUAGUGGCCAGGGAGCUUGUCCCACUAUCAAACACUGUAAUAUCAGCGACUGUGAAAAUGUUGGACUUUAUAUUACAGAUCAUGCACAGGGAAUAUAUGAGGACAACGAGAUCUCCAAUAAUGCAUUAGCAGGAAUUUGGGUUAAAAACCAUGGAAACCCCAUUAUCAGACGGAAUCACAUUCAUCAUGGACGUGAUGUUGGUGUUUUCACGUUUGACCAUGGCAUGGGUUAUUUUGAAAGCUGCAACAUACAUAGAAACAGGAUAGCUGGCUUUGAGGUCAAAGCUUAUGCCAACUACAGUUGGGUGAUGUGGUUUGUCUUUCAUGGUCAGACUGGAGGAAUCUAUGUUCAUGAAAAAGGAAGAGGACAAUUCAUAGAGAAUAAAAUCUAUGCAAACAAUUUUGCAGGUGUUUGGAUUACCUCAAACAGUGACCCAACAAUAAGGGGCAAUGCAAUUUUUAAUGGGAAUCAAGGUGGAGUUUACAUCUUUGGUGAUGGGAGAGGCCUUAUUGAAGGAAAUGACAUUUAUGGUAAUGCAUUAGCAGGAAUUCAGACGACAAAUAGUUGUCCCAUUGUUCGACACAACAAGAUUCAUGAUGGCCAACAUGGUGGAAUUUAUGUGCAUGAAAAAGGACAAGGAGUUAUUGAAGAAAAUGAAGUUUACAGUAAUACUUUGGCCGGAGUCUGGGUGACAACAGGAAGUACUCCAGUACUGAGGAGAAAUAGAAUACAUAGUGGGAAACAGGUUGGUGUUUAUUUUUAUGACAACGGACAUGGAGUGUUGGAGGACAAUGACAUCUAUAAUCACAUGUACUCAGGGGUUCAAAUAAGAACUGGAAGCAACCCCAAAAUUAGGCGCAACAAAAUCUGGGGAGGUCAGAAUGGUGGUAUUCUUGUUUAUAAUUCUGGGCUUGGAUUUAUAGAAGACAAUGAAAUUUUUGAUAAUGCAAUGGCUGGAGUAUGGAUUAAGACAGACAGUAAUCCUACGCUAAGAAGAAAUAAAAUCCAUGAUGGAAGAGAUGGGGGCAUCUGUAUAUUUAAUGGUGGCAGAGGUCUCCUUGAAGAGAAUGAUAUUUUUAGAAAUGCUCAAGCUGGUGUUCUCAUCAGCACCAACAGUCACCCUGUGUUAAGGAAAAAUCGAAUAUUUGAUGGCUUUGCUGCAGGUAUUGAAAUAACAAAUCAUGCAACUGCAACAUUAGAAGGCAAUCAGAUUUUCAACAACCGUUUUGGAGGCUUAUUUCUAGCAUCUGGUGUCAAUGUAACAAUGAAAGAUAACAAAAUAAUGAACAAUCAAGAUGCCAUAGAAAAGGCUGUCAGUAGAGGCCAAUGUCUGUAUAAGAUAUCAAGUUACACCAGCUACCCAAUGCAUGACUUCUACAGAUGUCACACUUGUAACACCACAGAUCGUAACGCCAUAUGUGUGAACUGCAUUAAGAAGUGCCAUCAAGGACAUGAUGUAGAAUUUAUUAGACACGAUAGGUUUUUCUGUGACUGUGGUGCUGGAACACUGUCUAAUCCCUGUACGCUAGCUGGGGAGCCUACACAUGAUACAGAUACACUAUAUGACUCUGCUCCACCUAUAGAAUCUAAUACAUUGCAGCACAACUAAAUUCCUUUCAGGAAAAAAAAAGUCCUGCCAUUCUAAUAUCAUAACUGUUAAACUUUUUUUUUGGAGGAAAUUAUACUUGCCCAUUUCUGCAGAAAGAGACUGUAUUAAAAAUGGAUGUGUAAGGUGUUGACACUAUGGAGCUCAACCUACCAAAAAGAAAGUGGCAAUAUGUUGACUCAG